Molecule: messenger RNA, 1140 nt
Organism: Gossypium arboreum
Lineage: Eukaryota; Viridiplantae; Streptophyta; Magnoliopsida; Malvales; Malvaceae
Product: vacuolar protein sorting-associated protein 24 homolog 1-like
Exons: 6
Coding region: 243-932 (229 amino acids)
Biological process (GO): late endosome to vacuole transport; endosome transport via multivesicular body sorting pathway; protein transport
Cellular component (GO): ESCRT III complex; multivesicular body
Source: RefSeq, a predicted model, not a curated record
AUUUUAUAAAAGGAAAAGGGAAAGGUAAAAGAUUCCGAAACGAAACACGGCAAAAGAAAAUUGAGGCAAAAAAGAAAAGAAAAGAAAAACAGGAAAGCUUUGAUUCUAAGCCAUUUUCUUUGCUCCAUUCCAUAGAAAGAUCUAAAAGCUCAAGCUUUCCUAGCAAAAUUUUCUCACCAUUUUUUUAAGUUACGAAGAGAGGGAAAGGAAAAGGGACUACUUUAGAGAAAGAAAAGGUAAAGAUGGAUAAAUUUAAGAAUAUGUUGAAACCCAAGCCGAAUCCACAACAACUACUAAGAGAUUGGCAAAGAAAGCUUCGUCAAGAGUGCCGUAACAUUGAACGCCAAAUUAGAGAUAUUCAGAGAGAGGAGAAAGGUGUACAGAAGGCAAUUCGAGAAGCCGCUAAGAGAAAUGACAUGGGUUCUGCUAAGGCACUUGCAAAAGAAAUUUUAAUGUCGAGAAAAGCUGUGAACCGUCUAUAUGAGAAUAAAGCGCAGCUUAAUUCAAUAUCAAUGCACCUUGGAGAAAGUGUUGCAAUUGCUCGAACCGUUGGCCAUUUGUCCAAGAGUGCUGAAGUCAUGAAACUUGUAAACAACCUCAUGAAAGCUCCACAAAUGGCUGCCACGAUGCAAGAAUUUAGCAAAGAAAUGAUCAAGGCAGGUGUUAUUGAAGAAAUGGUAAAUGAUGCCCUUGACUCGGCAUUGGAUUCCGAAGAUAUUGAAGAAGAGACCGAAGAAGAAGUUGAUAAGGUUCUUUCGGAAAUUGCCGGUGAAACUGCGGCACAGCUUCCUGAAGCUGUUCGGAAGGAAAGAGCGAGGGUAUCUGCAGAAAAAGAAAGCACUUCCCGAGAGGAAGAAACUAUAGCGGAGGGUGUCGAUGAUGAGGAAGAGCUAGAAGAGAUAAGGGCACGGCUUGCUCGAGUUCGAUCAUGAAAAUUUCACCUUGUUUAUGGUGUUCUUUAGCUAUCUAUCAACUGAAACUGUGCCUUGUAUUGUAUUACUUCAUUAAAGGGGCCUUUGAGCUAAUCUGUUGUGUUUGAAGAGAGCUUUGAACCCAAACAUUCAAUAGUGAGUAUGGAUUUACACUGUGGAGCAUUAGGCCAAUUGCUUCAAUGAAAUUCUAUUUAAUUCUUUUAAAUAA